AUGCGGCUCACGGACGGGAUGCAGGCGCAGCUCGCGCUCAAGAAUAAUGAGGUGUGCUACAGAGCAGAUGACCUGCCGCCCGUCUGCGAUGCGCUUGUGAUCAUGCUCAUUCUCGACUAUGAUCACAACCACCUCUACCCAGCCACGCUCGCGCUCCCUGACCUCGUGCGCCGCAUCAAUGACACCUGGGCAUGCAAGCGCAUUCAUGUCCAGUAG
Phanerochaete carnosa HHB-10118-sp is the source of this 216-nucleotide messenger RNA. RefSeq lists its product as uncharacterized. The coding region runs from base 1 to 216 and encodes 71 amino acids. Gene Ontology annotation, molecular function: endonuclease activity. The record is from RefSeq and is a predicted model, not a curated record. Gene Ontology annotation, biological process: nucleotide-excision repair; response to UV. The transcript is spliced from 2 exons. NCBI's taxonomy places the organism in Eukaryota, Fungi, Basidiomycota, Agaricomycetes, Polyporales, Phanerochaetaceae.